Aspergillus alliaceus is the source of this 636-nucleotide messenger RNA. RefSeq lists its product as uncharacterized. The transcript has a single exon. The record is from RefSeq and is a predicted model, not a curated record. Bases 1 to 636 code for a protein of 211 amino acids. NCBI's taxonomy places the organism in Eukaryota, Fungi, Ascomycota, Eurotiomycetes, Eurotiales, Aspergillaceae.
AUGGUCACCUUAUCCCAAAAUUUGGAUUUGAAAUCAUCAACAUCACCUGAAAAAGACGGAAACUUGGCUGCACAGCCUAAUCUUACCAAACGUCGCUCCUUUGGAAACUCCAUCUCGACAAGCAGAGGUACAAUUAUGUCUCCAAUGGGCUCAACCCACCGGAUCCCUGAGAAUGAGGGGAACCAUACCCUUCUGCAGAAAGCUACAAAAUGCAGCUUUGCAGAGAAAAUGAUUGUUAGUGCUGUGUCCCACCCUAUAACAGGGUCUUCCAACCUCAUUUUAACUGCCUCGGCGUUGACGUAUUGGAAACCCCCUCAUUCCACUCCUUUUGCACACAUCGGGGUUUCGCCUGUAUCGGUUGCACGCCAUAGCGGCAUCCAAACUGACAAUACCUUUAUUGGUAGUCCUUCCGUGGAGACAUCUUCUGGCGCUUCUGGCAUGAAGAGAAGAAGUAUUUUUAUUGCUAUCGGGGUUGUUUCGGCCGCUGUCUGCUUAUUUGUGCUUCUUUUCGAAUGGAGCCGGCGUCGUAACAAGCGCAAAGGCAUCAUAUGGAUAGGAUAUCCCCAAAACAUGAGCUCGCAACCACGAGACCCGGGCCGAUCUCAUUUCUCGGUAGACUCCUCACCUGCCCCUUAG